AUGGUCGCUGGUCUUCUUCUGGAAGAGUGCGCCGCUCUUACAGCGCAAGAGCAGCUGCACGGGUGCGACAGCGCUGAAGAAUAUACACUCGAUCUAACAAAACCUGUAGACGCAUCGUAUGUGGUUAUGGACGUUCAAUUAUAUGUCAAGAACCUCCGGAACACGGCCAGGACGGACGUCAAGGGAGGAAGCCAUAUUAUACUGCAAACCCCCGGCAUAUAUGCGGAGGAGAAUGAAGGGAAGGAUAUGUUUAUGGCCGAAGACCAUCUCGGUAUUUACCAAAUCGUCUUUGUCUCGCCCAAGCACUACAACGAUGUCGUAGUCACUCGAGCGCGCCAGGCGCGUGGUGGACACACAUAUCUCGUGAUAACAUUCAAUCUACCGUCGCGAUAA
Fusarium sp. VM40 is the source of this 393-nucleotide messenger RNA. NCBI's taxonomy places the organism in Eukaryota, Fungi, Ascomycota, Sordariomycetes, Hypocreales, Nectriaceae. The record is from the annotation of a GenBank genome assembly.